Messenger RNA from Thalassophryne amazonica, 1602 nucleotides. RefSeq names its product ATPase, H+ transporting, lysosomal, V1 subunit B, member a (gene atp6v1b2a). The transcript is spliced from 14 exons. Gene Ontology annotation, cellular component: proton-transporting V-type ATPase, V1 domain. Gene Ontology annotation, molecular function: ATP binding; proton-transporting ATPase activity, rotational mechanism. The record is from RefSeq and is a predicted model, not a curated record. Bases 82 to 1593 code for a protein of 503 amino acids. Gene Ontology annotation, biological process: proton transmembrane transport; ATP metabolic process. Lineage: Eukaryota; Metazoa; Chordata; Actinopteri; Batrachoidiformes; Batrachoididae.
CACGUGAUCAGCGCUGUUGUCAGCCGUUUAGUGUAGAGCGGGUCGAGGCUUUUCGUUUUUUUUUUUCGUCUUUGUUCUACGAUGGCAGCGCUGGUGGUAAACAGACCAAUGGACUUCAAUGGCUUGGCAGGAGCUGCGAGGACACACACUCAGGCUGUAACAAGAAAUUACAUCUCCCAGCCGAGGCUCACUUACUCCACUGUUUCGGGUGUAAAUGGACCCCUGGUGAUUCUGGAUAAUGUGAAGUUUCCCAGGUAUGCUGAGAUUGUUCACCUAACCCUGCCAGAUGGCACACGGAGGAGUGGGCAGGUUCUGGAGGUGAUUGGCAGUAAGGCAGUUGUACAGGUAUUUGAGGGAACAUCAGGUAUCGAUGCGAAGAAGACGGCCUGUGAAUUCACUGGGGAUAUCCUGCGUACCCCAGUUUCAGAGGACAUGCUAGGUCGUGUUUUCAAUGGCUCAGGCAAACCCAUUGACCGUGGACCUAGUGUGUUGGCUGAGGACUACCUAGACAUUAUGGGUCAGCCCAUUAAUCCUCAGUGCCGUAUCUACCCAGAGGAGAUGAUCCAGACAGGUAUCUCAGCCAUUGAUGGGAUGAACAGCAUUGCGAGAGGACAGAAGAUCCCCAUUUUCUCUGCUGCUGGACUGCCGCACAAUGAGAUUGCUGCUCAGAUCUGUCGUCAAGCCGGCCUGGUGCAGAAGCCAAAGGAUACAAUGGACUACAGUGCUGACAACUUUGCCAUCGUCUUUGCAGCCAUGGGUGUCAACAUGGAAACUGCCCGUUUCUUCAAAUCAGAUUUUGAGGAAAAUGGUUCCAUGGACAAUGUCUGUCUUUUCUUGAACCUGGCCAAUGAUCCCACAAUUGAACGGAUCAUCACGCCUCGUCUGGCACUGACUACAGCUGAGUACCUGGCCUAUCAGUGUGAGAAGCACGUCUUGGUCAUCCUGACUGACAUGAGUUCUUAUGCUGAGGCUCUGAGAGAGGUGUCUGCUGCCAGGGAGGAGGUGCCCGGCCGCCGAGGCUUUCCCGGCUACAUGUACACAGAUUUGGCCACCAUCUAUGAACGCGCUGGACGAGUGGAGGGCAGAAAUGGCUCCAUCACCCAGAUCCCUAUUCUCACCAUGCCCAAUGAUGAUAUCACACAUCCAAUUCCUGAUUUAACCGGGUACAUCACUGAGGGCCAGGUCUAUGUUGAUAGACAGCUGCACAACAGACAGAUCUACCCACCCAUCAAUGUAUUACCCUCACUGUCCCGUCUGAUGAAGUCUGCCAUUGGUGAGGGGAUGACCAGGAAGGACCAUGCUGAUGUCUCUAACCAGCUGUACGCCUGCUAUGCCAUUGGCAAGGAUGUCCAGGCCAUGAAGGCCGUGGUGGGAGAAGAAGCGCUCACUUCAGACGACUUGCUCUACCUUGAGUUCCUACAGAAGUUUGAGAAGAAUUUUAUCGCACAAGGCCCGUAUGACAACAGAACGGUGUAUGAAACCCUGGACAUCGGCUGGCAGCUGCUGCGAAUCUUCCCCAAGGAGAUGCUGAAGAGGAUUCCUCAGAGCACGCUGGCUGAGUUUUACCCCCGAGAGUCUGCAGCCCGGCACUGAUGCUCCAUU